AUGUGGGAGAGGCAUCCAGCCACACAACAGUUGAGAGAUCAGUUGACAGAGGCUGAGAUUGAUUGCAUUGCAGUGACAGGCUUAUAUGAGGUGGUGUACCAAGAGACGAGUUCACUGGGAGUUGGGAUCACUCUACUGCAUAUUUGGACUCGACUGGAGGAUAUGGAGGUAGAGGUUGUAGUUAGAGAUGUUCAGCUAUUUGCACGGGAGUCAGAGUUGACGGUAGUGCUUCGGAAGAGAGAUGGAAUGAUUGGUGCUCUAGGAAGGAGUAUUGGGAUCAGUGAAUUCAAUAUGGUGAGCAUCGACGUUGUUGAAUCUACUGCUGGGGGUUUUGAUACUACUAAUGGUAUUAUUCAUGUAGUUGCUGCUGCUGAUGGGAAUGGCGUAACCUCUGACAAUCACACCAACCACAUCGUCGAUCUUCAUGUGGACUCUGUUCAAGAAGUUGUGAUAUCUGAGAGCUUGUGCCGACUUCGCUUUCUCAAAUCACUCUUCGUUACCGGAGAUACAAGCCGAGUCACAGGUACUCUUCCUCCCUGUUUGUGGAAUCUCUCAUAUAUUCAAAAUUUAGAAUUACCUGGCAAUGAAUUGAGUGGGAUGAUCCCCUCUUCUAUUUGUUUUCUCACCCGCCUUACAUACCUUGAUCUUAGCUAUAAUAAGCUCGAUGGAAACAUACCUUCCUGCAUGGGAAAUCUUUCUUCCUUAACCCACAUCGACUUUUAUAUAAACCAUCUUAGUGGAAGCAUACCCCCUUCUCUGGGUAAUAUUUCUUCACUUGAUUAUCUAGGGCUUGCUAAGAACCAAUUAAGUAGGAACAUACCGAUUUCUAUUGGAAGUCUCUUUUUGCUGACGUCUUUACUCCUUGGGGAAAAUCCACUAAGCGGUAAAAUUCCAAAUUCUUUGGGCAAUCUCACUUUACUCGAGUUUUUUGAUCUCGAGGAUACCCAACUGAGUGGGACCAUUCCCCCUUCAUUUGCUCACCUUUGCUCUCUCACUCACUUCUAUGUUGGUGGUAACCGUUUCAAUGAAACCGUCGCGGCUUCGUCACUUCCACUUUCUUUCGGCAAUCUAAGCCUAUCACUAAGCCAUAACCAGUCAAUUUCAGAAACUUUCUUUCACAACCUUACAGGCCUAUACUCGUUGUAUUUAUCCAAUUGUGUGAUAAAUAUAAGCACAUCCUGGAUUCCAUCCUUUCAGUUAGGUCAGCGAUCUUUAGUGUCAUGUACAAUUUGUCACGGUGAAUUUCCAGCCUGGAUUUCAACACAAUUCUCGCUUCAUACACUAGAAUUAGUUAACAGUGGUCUUGUGGGAGAUAUUCCUUCAUGGCUAUGGGAAACCAGUCCUCUGUUGGCAUAUCUAAAUCUUUCAGGAAAUCAUCUGGAAGGAAAUAUAUUGUCAAAUACUUCAACAUGGAUGCAACUAGAAAUGCUAGAUCUGUCUAGAAAUGGAUUUAGUGGGCACAUCCCAACAAUAUGGUCACCCUCUAGCCAUCUAUUACUGCUCAAUGACAAUUUUUUCAGUGGCAAUAUUCCUCCAUCUUUGGGAAGUUUGUGCAAUAUUCCUUCAUGUUUGGGAAGAUUAUCUCACCCCGAUGAAGAUUAUUUCAGUGACAAUAAUCCUCCAGGACUCGAACUAUUAAAUCUUGCAAAUAACUAUUUAACUGGAGUGAUUCCUAUGAGCUUGUUCAAUUCCUCUUUUCUAUCUGUCUUAAAUUUAGCAAAUAAUAGUUUGGAGGGAAGCUUACCGAAUGAGUUCAAUAAGUUGAGUGAAUUAUAUUCAGUAGUUGUUCACAGUAAUAACUUGAACGGAUCAUUUCCUCUUUCCAUUGCAACUUGUUUAAAGCUACAAGUUCUUGAUAUUGGGAAUAACUUAUUGGGAGGUGAAAUACCAAAAGUAAUUUGCAAAUCUUUCAGAGCUAAGAGUAUUGGUGAUGAAGGAAAACAAUUUUGUAGGCAGGAUUCCUCCAAAGAUUGGGCAGUUAAAGAACCUUCAGAUUGUGCUCCUUUGUUUCAAUCAUAUUUCAGGUUCAAUUCCACACACAAUUGUAUUAUUGCAAGCAAUGGCCAAUACAAGUCAAGAUGGUUUUGUAUUGUCUGCUUCUGA
This is a messenger RNA of Cryptomeria japonica (Japanese cedar), 2103 nucleotides long. Its product is annotated as LRR receptor-like serine/threonine-protein kinase FLS2. NCBI's taxonomy places the organism in Eukaryota, Viridiplantae, Streptophyta, Pinopsida, Cupressales, Cupressaceae. Gene Ontology annotation, molecular function: protein binding. Gene Ontology annotation, cellular component: plasma membrane. The record is from RefSeq and is a predicted model, not a curated record. Bases 1 to 2103 code for a protein of 700 amino acids. The transcript has 4 exons.